This is a messenger RNA of Lycium ferocissimum, 842 nucleotides long. RefSeq lists its product as uncharacterized. The record is from RefSeq and is a predicted model, not a curated record. The coding region runs from base 78 to 605 and encodes 175 amino acids. NCBI's taxonomy places the organism in Eukaryota, Viridiplantae, Streptophyta, Magnoliopsida, Solanales, Solanaceae. The transcript has 4 exons.
UGUCUUAUCCUUGGGGUUCUCUUAGUUUUAAUUGGUUGGUACGGUCGAUUCGUGGUUGUGUGAAGACUUUCAAGAGCAUGCCAUCUACACGUUAUAUGAUUAGUGGUUUCCUUUACGCUUUAAAUGUGUGGCUGUUGGAGGUUUUCCCUAUCUUUCGAGGGUUUUCAAGUUUUCAUGGUCUAAAGUCUCCUCGUAUGUUGUCUUGGGGUCCUUCAAAGCAAGUUGAUUAUAAAGUUAUUAAUGAUAAUUUCUUUCAUGCUGAAAAAAGAUUCAAGAAAUUUAUUGUCCAUGCUGUUGUUGUUGGUACGGAACAAGAGAUGCUGGAUUAUCCAGUUGCACUUAAAUUUCCUGAUGAUUCAGGCCCUUGUUCUUCCCGUGCGGUUUUGCCAUCUCAAGUUACUUCUCAGAUAGUUGAUGGUGUUUUGUCUAGUGUGAAGAAGCAACUUGAUGAUGAACGAUCUACAAUUGUCAAUCAAGUAAAGUCUUUGGAUAGCCGUUUCGAAGAAUUGGAUAAAAAUUUUGUUGGUGCGAUUAAUGCUGUGGAUAGCUUAGUUCGUGUACAUGAUGAAACAAAGUCAUGUGUAGCAGCUUCACGAAAGUGCUAAAAGAACUUGUUUAGAAAGUAGACUUGACGAGUUUGGAAAGUAAAUUUGAUUAUGUGAUGCAUUGUGUUGAAAGUUUAGUUCGACUGCAUAGCGAAAACAAAUCUUGUAAAGCUUGUGCAUCUGGUAAAAGACAACCUGAUUUGGGUUAUUCAGUGAAUGAUGAGGUGAAGUUAGAUGCACAUCUUGGAAAAGAUUUGCAGGAAUGUAUGGAGAAUAUGCUUUGUAAAGCAAGGUCUA